Lathyrus oleraceus (garden pea) is the source of this 1197-nucleotide messenger RNA. RefSeq lists its product as uncharacterized. The coding region runs from base 1 to 1197 and encodes 398 amino acids. Lineage: Eukaryota; Viridiplantae; Streptophyta; Magnoliopsida; Fabales; Fabaceae. The record is from RefSeq and is a predicted model, not a curated record. The transcript is spliced from 3 exons.
AUGUCAAGACUUAUGGAAGUGAAUUCUGAUGUUAUGCCAUAUGUUCAAACAUCUUUGGCAAAAGAUCCAAGCCCUGACAAUGACUCAAGUGAAAAAGAUAAGGAAAAUGUUCCUGGUCAUGCUUCUCGUAAGAGAAGAAGUAAAAAGAAAGUUGAGCUUGUUGUCAACGUUGAAGAACUUACUUCUAAUGAAGAACCCCUUACAAACAUUGUUACUCCUAGUAUUGCCAAGAGAUUGCAGGGACAUAAAGGAAAAACUGUUGCUUUUGAAGAUUCUCCCUCCAGGGAAGUGCAGAGAAAAGACAUCACGCCUAUAAAAAGAUCUGCUAACAAGAAACCUCAUGAUGCUAUCUCCAAAGUUCCACUGGACAAUGCUUCUUUACAUUAUAUGAAGAAUGCAGAAAGGUGGAAGUAUGUCAUUCAGAAAAGGGUAGCUAUAGAAAGGGAAUUGGGGAAGGAUGCCCUUAAGUGUAAAGAGGUCAUGAAACUUAUAGAAAUUGUUAGGCUAAUGAAUAUUGUCACACACUUUGGAACUUGUUAUAAAAACUUAGUAAAGGAGUUUGUGGUGACUAUACCUGAUGGAUGUGAUGAUAAGAAGAGUGUUGACUACGGUAAAGUUUAUGUGAAAGGAAAUGUUGUAACAUUCUCCCCAAUUGUGAUCAAUAAAUUUCUAGGAAGAACAGAUGAACCUCAGGCUGAGUCGGAAGUUACUGAUGAUCAGGUGUGCAAAGAAAUCAUGGCCAAGCAGGUUAGACAUUGGCCAAACAAAGGAAAGUUGUCUGUUGGUAUGCUAAGUGUAAAAUAUGCCAUCCUUCAUAGGAUUGGUACUGCCAAUUGGGUGCCCACUAAUCAUACCUCAACAAUCUCUACUGGUGUGGGAAAAUUCAUAUAUGUUAUUGGUACAAAAAAAGUGUUUGACUUUGGAAAAUACAUAUUUGAGCAAGUGUUGAAACAAGCCUUCUCUACUACUGUAAAAAUGCCCAUUUACUUUCCAUCCCUUAUUUGUGGAAUCAUACUAAAUCAACAUCCUGGUAUUUUGUUUCCCAUUGAUAGUGUGAAGAAAAAGGAUUCUCCAUUAUCACUCCACUACAAACUCUUUGCAGGAACUUAUAUCCCAGACAUUGUUAUGACAUCCUCUCAAGCACCUGUCCCUGCCACCUCCAAGAAGAGUGUCAUUCCUCAACUGAAGGAAACAUGA